AACGUCACACGCGUAUUGCUCCGCGCUCGGUCCUAAUUUGCAUGUCUAUCGUAGGUAGAAGCAGUGAGUGGGUUUGUUGGGGUAUUUCGACAGAAACCAGAUCUAUCUACCGUGUAGAUAUUUUUUCGCUGAUUAUUAAACAGGAUUUCGUAGCAUAUUUUUUGUGUAAACACAUUUCUUUAAUCAGAAAUUAAGGAUUAAUUUGGAUAUAUCUCUUGAACUGUUAAGGACCAACUACUACCACAAUAACAAGACCUGGUACCCGAGACUAUCUCCCUUUGAUACUCUUCGCAACCUAUUGUUUACAGGCCAAUGAUUCCAACUGGGCUCGUCUGCAGGUCUUAGACAGAUAACUCGGGUCGAGGUCAAGAGAAGUCUGCUUGAUGACCUUCGCUUUUUGUCUCCUUUUCCAAGUAUUUAAGGAAACAUCCAGAUUUGAGAACCAGACAAAAACCCAGCUUGCACUAGAAUGCCAGUUCUAUUGUAAAACAGCAUAAAAUGAGACGGAAGCACCGGGACUAUCUCGUUGUAUACAUCACUUAGUUUCGUCUUCUUGCUAUAUACCCGUGAAAUCCGACCUAUAUAGUUUUUUUUUUUAAAAACCUACUGCCAUGGAAGCGGAUGAUUUUGACACAAUGAUGCCCACUAACGGGCCGAACCCGUUUUUCGACACAUGGGAUAAGCAUAACAGUAUAGCCUUCUCGUCUGCUAAAGGCUUACGCAACGCCCCUGGGGAGAACAACUGUUUUGUUAACAGUGCAGUGCAGGUCUUCUGGCACUUGGAUGUGUUUCGACGAAGUUACAGAAGACUGACAGGUCACGUGUGCAUGAACAAGUCUUGCAUAUUUUGUGCCUUGAAGGCUAUUUUCACCCAGUUCCAGUUUAGUGACCAGACAUCGCUCCAGCCGGACAGUCUGAGGAAGGCGCUGGCCGACACGUUUGCCAAUGAGCAACGAUUUCAGCUGCGGCACAUGGACGACGCUGCUGAAUGUUUUGAAAACAUCUUACGCCGCAUCCACUGCCACAUCGCCUACAACCACAACGAGGAUACGUGCACCGCGCCGCACUGCCUGCCCCAUCAGAAGUUCUCUCUCAACAUCGUGGAAAAGGUCAUGUGUCCUUGUGGGUCCAGUUCAGAGCCAUUGGCCUUCAAUGAAAUGGUCCACUAUAUUUCUGCUAAAGCCUUGAAUGCACAAGCUAGACAGAUGCAAGAGACAGGAGACGUGCUGCAUCCAGACAGAUUUGGCCUCUUACUUAGAAAUGCUAAUGCAGUUGGAGACAUUAGAGAAUGUCCUGGAUCAUGUGGUAAAAAAGUUAAAAUCCGAAGAACUUUAUUGAAUUCACCAGAUGUUGUGAGUAUUGGACUUGUUUGGGAUUCUGACCAUCCAACUGUUGAGAUGACCACAGAGGUGGCUAGAAACAUUGGUACCACAAUACUAAUGCAAGAUGUGUUUCAUUCAGUCCAACAAGAUCCAUCCCAUCUGCCCAAGCUCCAUCUUGUGGGUCUGGUCUGUUACUACGGGAAACAUUACUCCACAUUUGUGUUUCACAGUAAACUUCAAGUCUGGAUUUAUUUUGACGAUGCAACAGUUAGAGAAAUUGGUCCCAGAUGGGAGGAUGUGGUUGACAAAUGCAGCAAAGGUCGCUAUCAACCUCUUCUCUUGCUCUAUGCCAACCCUAAUGCAACCCCCAUACCAAUGGAGACUGCUCCCAAGAAGCGUACAAUGGCACCAGGCUAUGGCAUACCAGGUGGCCCAGAAGAAGAGAAUCCAUUGGACAGAACACAUGAAAGUAUCUCCAGCCAACAGUCCUCGCAGAGAUCAAGAACUCCUGUUGCAGAACUGACUCGGCAACAAAUGAACAAUUCUCCUUAUCAGAGAUCCGGGGAAGAGAAAGUCUCCGACCACACUAGACAGCAGAGUUUUAUACUGGCCAUGUCCAAACCAGACAAAGCCAGACCACUGAGAUAUGGUGGUCAGUCUAGUAAUCAUGGAGGCAUGCCUGGGCCAAUGAUGCCGGUAAGUGGAGCUGUUGAUCAGACCACUGGCCAGCAGAAAGACACAUAUUCUGACUACACUUUGUCUACAAGUGACCAGUACAGAAGACCAACCAUGGCUAAUUUUGAUCCCUCACAGCUGCCAGUAACGAACAUAAAAAAUUUUAUGGAUGGACAGAGGAAAGAGAGUUUUAAAAAGGACAAAGAGCCAGUUCGAGCGGAUGUUGUAAGAUAUCCGCAGGAGCCCAGCAAAUCUCAACUAUCCAAUAAUUACUAUUCAAAUCAGGUUCAGCAAUACCAAACUCAUAACUAUGAGCCAUCUAAUGGUCAGUACUACCAUCCAAAUUCCAGACAGAGGUCAGUUUCCCAAGGUUAUGAUGAGGCCUAUGCAUCAGACACUUCCAAUUAUGAAGGCGGUACACAACAUACAGUGGUUAAGCCCAUGGUCAAUUCUCAGAACUAUGACUAUGUGGACAGCAUGAAUCAGUCACACACACCUGUUCAGUCUGGACUGGCCACUCUGCCCAGAACCAAGAAAGAAUCUUUUGUAGUUUCUGAUAAUUACACCAGCAGCAACAGACACAGUGGCAAUCUUUUCAACCCAACUGGUCUACCACCUCCUGGUCCUGGCAAAUUGGCUCUAGACAAAUCUUUAGACUCGGAUAAAAAGUCGAAAAAAUUGAAGAAAGAGCUGAAAAAAUCUGACAAGAAGACGAGCAAGGCUUUGCACUCAUACAUUGUAGACAGCACGAUGAAGCCAGAGGACAGCCUUGAGCAAAAGCUCUACAUUGAUCGUAAAAUGGUGGAAAAUGUCUUGAAGCAGCAGGGACUGCAGCGACAGCCUUCAACCCACAGCACAAACAGCCAUGGCAGCUCGUCGAGCAUAGAGUCUGACAGCCUAAUGGGUCGGCUGAUUGCCUCAAGGGCAAGUGAAGGCAGCGUCACCACAGAUGUUUCGUUUGACAAUGUUUCCCUCGGCUCCCACAAGGAUUCUGGUUAUGGCAGCAGUGAUCGAAAUAGUUCCAGCUCUACGGGCAGCGGCACCAUUGAACCUCAUGUGCAGUACUUCAUCAGCAAAAGUAUGGUGGUGCCGAGAAAUUUCAACCCACAGUGGCAACCUCAGCAACCACAGCCAAUGGUUACAAACUUUGCCGCCAUUGACCCUCAACCUUUUGAAGGGUCAACCUUGAAAGACGUGAGCUCAAUGUCAAAAGAAGAACUGGGUCGACAUCUUUAUGAAACUCUUUCGAAUAGAAAAGUGAUGCAUCCAAUCAAAGAAAGCAGCCAGGAAGACAUUUUGAAGUUGCUUCCCAAGGAAGAGAACUGGAGAGAUCAACCUUCACCUUACAAUGGCCUUGAACCAACAGGAAGGCCACCACCUAUACCUCCUAAAAAUUUUGCAGCUUUCCAAGUUUCGAAAUCAGCCCAUCAGAGAGAGGCUUCAAUUGAAAGUCUCGACAAAAGUGAAGUCAAGAAUGAGUACUUUUUAAAAAUGUGUGAGAAAGCUGAUGACUUAAUGGAUAGGUGCGUGAUAGCCGAGACUCAGGGUGACCUUUCUACAGCUCUGAUAUUCUGUGACAGUGCAUUAGAUUGUUUGAAAGAAGCCAUGAAUCAGUCGGAUAUUCCACAAAAAGCUCAAAGCUAUGCAGAAAAGACCCACAAUGCAUGUCUUCUGAAGUCUCGAAGUCUCUACAAGAGAAACUCUGAAGCUCAAGGAGGGAAGAGGUCCAGCAUUACAAGUAGUGAUUCUGAUAACAGUGACAGACCUGUCAGUAGAGUCACAAGAGAACGAAGGCCAGCCCUUCGAAAUGGUCAACAGAUGCGAACGACCCAAGCUCCGGGUGUCAAUCGAGGACCACAGCUUGAUACAUCAAGUGGAUCCUCCAGAAGUUCUCCCCUCCCACCUGCUCUACUUUCAGCAAAGGAGGAAGUAGGUCACACACGCAUGACAUCAUCUUCACCUUUGACCUUGAGUAAUGCUGACCUGCAAACUGCAUCUCGUUACUCUUCUUCAGAUAAAAGUGAUACUGAAGGAGGACAUAUCAGGUCUGGAAGCAACACCUCAAUAAGAUCUUCGGCAUCUGUGCCCAGUUCAUUGUCCCAAAAUGUAUCUUUGACAAAUGUAACUAUGAGCAGUAGAGCUCAGCAAAGUUCUCGUGGCAGUCCACCUGUUAACCAGCCACUUGACUCCUAUGGGACCCUUUCUCGCAACAGGAAACCCAGAAGAACUUCAGAUCCAACAUCCAACUCCGACGCCUACCAAAUGUAUCUGUCUCGGCAGAAAGCUGUUCAGGGCAGCAGUGGGUUUGAUCUGAGAGAGUCCGACAGCAGCAGUGGCGAUGGAAGUGCGGGACAAAAGCUUCAGACUGGAACCAAACUUCCUGACCCCAGGACAAUGCUAGGGUCUAAAAACAAUUAUGAUAAUGCUGGUCAGCGAGGGAGCACUAGUAGUUGCGGCAGUAGUGGCAGCAACUUCAGCUCAGUUUCUCAAACCUCCUCUAGUCUGGCAGAUAGAGGAUUGCAAUACAACAUCACACAACAGCAGCAGGGCCAAGCCCCAACAAGAUCUAGUCCUUCAAUUGUUCAAUCAUCGUUUCAGCAGCAACCAUCGUCACAGACUGUUGACCAGUCUCGACCUUCAUUCGCAAAUAGUCACCAACAGAUCAUAUCAGGCUAUAACCAGCCUCUGCCUGGUCAUAGAAGCACAUCAAAUUCACAAUACUUAGGUAAUGGACAGUCUGCUCAACCAUUAGCAACCUCUAAUGGUCAGGUUUAUGGUCAGCAGACUUCUUUCAACCCAAUUCAGUCGCAAUCGAGAGUGACUGAAGCCCAGUUACCUAAACCCCCUCAUCAAUUAAGUUCUAGUCAGAGCAGCAGUAACAUUGCAUCUCAGUACAUGGUCAAUGAUCUGAAUAAACCUGCAGCAUCACUUCAGCAGUCUGCGGCACAAAAGCUCAGUCAUAGUGUUCAGAAUCUCAGCAUCGGUCGAAAUGGUCCACCACCUCCACCUCCUACAAGAACAACAUCCACUCUAGGACUCCGCCAUUCACAGCAGCUUCAAGACGUGUCUCACCCUACAGGUACCAGCCCGCCCAAAAAUGUCAGCGUGGCCAGGAUUUUGCCCAACAGUCAUAUUACCCAGGGAACUGACAGCCGAAUGUCAGGGUCUCCGACUCCAGCUUACAGGCAGCCAAUGGCAGCAAUAACCAGUUCUCAGUUGAAACAUGCCGCUAGUACCACAGCACUUAAUGUUCUGCCUUCAGUUCCUCGACCUUUAGAACGCUGCGCCUCACAGCUGGACUGUCAAAAUCUGGUAGAGACUGUCUCCACCUCUUUCAGUAAAUCAGACGCUUUGACCUCGACUUCCACUUUUGUAUCUGGCAAUCAACAGAAUACUUUGCCCACACGCCAAGAACAUUUGAGUACAGUCAAGAAAGUUCUGCCUACUUCUGAUGACAUGCUUCCGCAACAAAGUGUACGCUCGCUAGCGUCACAGUUUGAUAAACAAGUCGAGAAACCUGCCAUCAAACCUAAACCUAUCACUCUGAUCAGAAGUCGCAGCAAGUCCGAGUCAGGCAACAAGAAACCUAAGUCAGUCUUGAAGAGCAAGAAAAGUAAAGGUAAAACUCCCAGGAAAUCUGUGACAUUUGCUGACAAUCUUUGUGACCUAGCAUCUGGCUAUGAAUCUGCAGCAGAACUGACUUCCUUCUCUUCCAGAACUGUGGACAACGACAGAGCCUAUUUUAGUGAAGACGACGAUCUCUGCACGGCCAAGUCAGAUAAUGAGCUAGACGAUGUGGAAGACAGUAGCAACAGUGAUGACUAUUCUCUGGUUAGGGAAGAAUUUGCUUGCCAUCUUUGCCGGAAGCGAGAAUUUGAACCUGGGAGAAAUUAUUGUUCAAAGUGUUCCUUGUACAUGAAGCGUCUGUCUGCUCAGCAGAGAGAACAUCGGUAGAAUUGAAAUGAACAACUGGAUGUUUAGUGUAUAAAUUUAUGCAAUGUAAAAUUUUUUAUUUGGAAAAAUUUCUUAGAAUUAUGUGCUAGAAUACAUUUUUAUGAUAAUCCUAGAAGUCUCAAUUGUGAUAUUCCAAUGUUCUAAAACAAAAAUCACUAUGGGGGGUCGUGUAAAUAUGUAAAUACAUUGUUCUGUCUCUGCAACAUUCCUAAAAAGACUUUGUCACAUUCCAUUCAAAUGAAUAUUUUUCAUACAUAGAUUUCAAAUAUUGCAAAAUAUUUUUAUACUUAAAUUUUUGUAUACUUGCAUGUAUUUUAAUUUUUUUUAUCCUUGUUGAUGAUGUGCCAUAUAUAAUGUACUUUUAUGCAAUUGUAUCAAAUGUACAUUCCAAGUGAUUUGUGUCCUGAAAUGCUUGAUGGCAAGUUUGUUGUCAAGGCCUGGUCCACAAAUCCAAGAGACAAGGAAUUGUGUGUUCAGUUUGUAUCAUUCAUGUUCAUUUGUCUGUCUGUCCAUUAUUGGAUGUAAUGAUCCUGACAGAGUUGAAGAGUCGUAAGUAAACACAACAGGCUGAGACAUUUAGUCACUAUUGGUUUUAUGAACACUGUACUCUCUAACUAGUUAAAGGCAGCCUUGUCAUGGACCUAAAUAGUUUAAGGCAGACUAGUCAUGGACCUAACUAGUUUUAAAGGCAGCCUAGUCAGUCUAGUAGAAAGUUGAAAUAUGGAAUGCAUCUAUAACAAUGUACUGAAAUAAUUUAUAAUAAAUUGGUUAUCAUUGAAUUGUAGAUAAAUUUGUUUGACAUUUAACAAACGGUUUGUUUAGAGUAUCUUGAUGUUUUGAUGUGUAUGAUAUUAUUGUUACAGCCUUCACCCUAUCAGACAUUCCAAUGUUCUGUUCAUUUUGACCAAAGUUUUAGUUUGGGGAACAAACUUAUUUUCAUAUUCAUCAAUUGUUCAGUGUUGAGAAGAUAAGAUGUUUCUAAAUUCUUGUUUUACUAUUUGUUGAGUCCAUGAAAUGAAUUUAUUGUCCUUGCAGGCAUGCACACAAUGUUUAUAAAAUCUCUGAUGGAAUUUUGUCAACUUCAAAAUAUAACAAAAUUAAAAAAAAAAAAAAAAAAAAA
This is a messenger RNA of Biomphalaria glabrata, 7071 nucleotides long. RefSeq lists its product as uncharacterized. The record is from RefSeq and is a predicted model, not a curated record. The transcript is spliced from 20 exons. Gene Ontology annotation, molecular function: cysteine-type deubiquitinase activity. Lineage: Eukaryota; Metazoa; Mollusca; Gastropoda; Planorbidae. Gene Ontology annotation, biological process: protein deubiquitination. Bases 612 to 5951 code for a protein of 1779 amino acids.